This is a messenger RNA of Nyctereutes procyonoides (raccoon dog), 993 nucleotides long. It is a transcript of the gene HRCT1, whose product is annotated as histidine rich carboxyl terminus 1. NCBI's taxonomy places the organism in Eukaryota, Metazoa, Chordata, Mammalia, Carnivora, Canidae. The transcript has a single exon. The record is from RefSeq and is a predicted model, not a curated record. Bases 185 to 529 code for a protein of 114 amino acids.
UACAGUCGCCUGGCCUCACGCUUGGCAGGCAGCUCCAGCCCAGAGAGGCUGCGCCCACAUUCCCUGGCUGCUCUCCAGCCCGCGGGAGCUGAGACAAGGUCCAGGGACUGCGAGGCCGGGCAGAGGCUGCGGAGGGGAGUAAGCAGCACGGAGCCGCCGAGUGGAAGGACUGUCCAGCUCCCAGAUGCUAGGCCUCGUGGGCUUGGUCAUAGGCGCCGCUGUGGCCGUGCUGCUGCUGCUGCUGCUGGCCGCCUGCCUGUGCCGCGGACGGCAGGACCCCGACGUGGAGAGGAACCCACCGGCUGCAAGGAGGAACCGAGUCCGGUGGGCCCAGCCUUGGUUCUUCCCGCGCCGGGGCCAGCUGGGACACUUGCACUACUUCCACCAUCCUGGCCACGUGUCUGGCAUGCGCCAUGCGGGCCUCCACCACCACCACCUCCACCACCACCAAGCCCACCAUCAAGGCCACCUCCACCACCACCAUGCCCACCACCUCGCCCACCUCCACGUCCACCGAGGCCACCGCUGACACCUGGGAAUGGCAGCCACCGCCUGUCCUACCAUCACCAGGAUGUGGACCCCCAUGCUCCCAUGCAGAGGGGCGCCUCUCUGUGGUAAACGCCGGGGACUGUGCCCUGGUCCUGCUUGGCUUCUGCGGACCACGCCCCACGCCCUCUCUCCAUGAGGAGAGAACUGAGGGGAUUCGGGGGGGUGCCCUGUGCACACUGGAGGGUCACAGGGUGAGAGUGGGGGUGGUCCUUCGGGGACGGACACUGCCUUGGGCCUGUAACGCCCAGGGGACCCCGGUGCACGUCGAUGCACAGAAGAUGGGCUGUGCUCUCUGAAGUGCUGUCUCCUGACUGACGCAGGCCCCUGGCCAGGGGGCUACCUAGAAGGGGCCAGUGCCCUCGAAUUUGGAGAAGGCAGUAUGAGGCUGCAGGGUCAGUUCACCUGUGCCUUGAUGCAAGAAAAUAAAAACCACUAAGAAGCUUU